CGCUUCGUUUCCUAUAUUUCUACUCUAUAAUCUUUGAUAGAGAAGUUUGUACGCAUUCGAUGAUGAAAUGAACACGAGAAUGUUUCUAUGCACUUUCACUUUGACAAUCAGCGUCAAAAAUCGAACAUGAAGUUCCUGCCGUUCCUCGGAAUGCUGAGUUCGACGAGGUUGAUCGUCGCCAACGAGUACUGUCACAUCUGCCAGUCGCACACCAUGUGCAGAUACAAGGAGAACGUCAUACCGGACGACUGCAUGGAAUACAGAAAAAUCGAACUGACCAUAGACAACAAGACGGACAUCGUCGACAUCCACAACAACCUGAGAAACUUCGUGGCGUCCGGAGGUUACAUCAACGAAUCGGACAUCCAUUUGCCCGAGGCCUCGGCCAUGAUGUACCUGAGGUGGAGCGAUGAACUGGCCGUGAUGGCCCAGCGAUGGGCCGACCAAUGCCUCGCCGACGAGAACCGCGACCAGUGCAGGGACACCGAGGAGUUCUCCGUGGGCCAAACAGUGAUAACCGAGCCUAUCGCCACCCCCGAGAAACCUCCCCCGUUCCCCGAGCUCUUCAUGGCCCGGUGGGGCGUCAAUUUCCAAUAUUUCAGCUCCAAGGACGUGCUGGAAUUCGACGCCUCCAAGUCGGAGGAUAUAGGCAAGUACUCGCAGCUCAUCUGGGACACCACCGAAUACGUGGGAUGCGGACUGAUGACCUUCAAGUACCCGUACGCCGAAGACCAGAGCCCCGAUCACAUGAUCAGGCUGGUGUGCAACUACGGGCCGGCCGGUAACAUCGAGAGCGCGCCCAUCUACAAGAUCGGCCAGCCGUGCUCGUUGUGCAUCUCGAAGAGGUGCCAUCCGAAGUACAGGGCCCUGUGCCUGUCCGACUGGAAGACCCAGAUGACCUACGAGAAGAACAAGCUGAAGGAGGACAUCAGGAAAAUAAUGAUGGAGAGGUACAACAUGUUCAGGAACGGCGAGGAGUGCUUCUGCGAGGAUAAAUACGAGGUCGACCACGCGGCCUCGCAUGGCCCGCCUUACCUUCGGAUUUUAGUACCGUUCGUUUUUAUAGUUCGAUGUUGCCUUGUUGAGAUUUCGUUGAGUUGAAGUUUUGUAGUGAUCUGCAGUAUAUGUGUUUUAAGACAAGCGUUUA
Coccinella septempunctata (seven-spotted ladybird) is the source of this 1147-nucleotide messenger RNA. RefSeq names its product venom allergen 3-like. The record is from RefSeq and is a predicted model, not a curated record. Bases 88 to 1101 code for a protein of 337 amino acids. The transcript is spliced from 2 exons. NCBI's taxonomy places the organism in Eukaryota, Metazoa, Arthropoda, Insecta, Coleoptera, Coccinellidae.